This is a messenger RNA of Ictidomys tridecemlineatus (thirteen-lined ground squirrel), 3127 nucleotides long. NCBI's taxonomy places the organism in Eukaryota, Metazoa, Chordata, Mammalia, Rodentia, Sciuridae. The record is from RefSeq and is a predicted model, not a curated record.
GCAUGACCGCACAGAGGUGGCGCGCUAGGGCCCGGGCCUCGGCCAGCGUCACGGCCACUAGGCCUUGGCGACGCGGUGUUGGGCCGCGGCCGCGAGUCCGGAAGCGCCUGCUUAUUGUCCUCCGCAUCCUAUGGCCUGGUUAAAGGUUGCUUUGUUUUGCUGUACUGGAUAUUGAACACAGGCCCUCCUGCACGCCAGCGCUGAGCUGUACCCCUGCCCUUUUCAUUUAGUGACAGGGUCUCCAUAGAUUGGCCAAGCCAGCCUCGAGCCUGCGAUCCUCCCGAAAUUUCAGGAGUGCACCACCGCGCAGGGCUUGCAAGAGGGAUUGUUAAAACAACUUGGCAGCGGCCUCGGAUAUUCCCUUAUCUCCAUGCAUUCAUUUGUUCAUUCCACAAGUAUCUGCAAUACCUACUCUAUCCCAAGCACUGAUACAGGAGCCGGCAGGAUCCAGAACAAGGUGCUGUUCCUAAUCUUCUUGGCUUACAGUUUAGUGACCAAGACAGGAAAAACUCCAAAGAGUCACACCAAUACAUGUUCACUUGCAAACUGUGUGGUGGGCCAUGCAUGUUGUGUAGGAAAUAUGGAAGACCUCCCUGAGGUGGGGACCCUUAGGCAGAGGCCUGACCGGUGAGAAAUUAGCUGAGCAGCCCCUUCGAGGACAAGCCUGGGAUUUUGGCAUUUUGCAGGAGAAGAAAGGCCAGCAGAAUGGGCCUCUAGGGAGGAGGAGGUUGAGGGAAAUCUGCUGGUGGGCCAGGGUCAACCAGGUUUCUUGUUGGCUGUGGUGGAAUUGAGACUUAUUUUAAAAACCAGUGGGAAGAUGCUGCUGGAUGAUUCGGCGCAGGGCACUUUGAUCUGAACUCAUGUCUGUUUGACAAAGAUUGGAUUUCCUUCCUCCUUUUCCUUAUCAUCCUCUUUUUUUUUUUUUUUUGGUGGUCCUGGGGAUUGAACCUAGAGUCCUCUAUCACUGGGCUACAUCACCAUCAGCCCCUUUUUAUUUUACAAUAUGUCUUGCAGGAUUGAAGGGCACUAUGCUAUUGAGCUGCAUCCCAGCCCUUUUUUAUUUUUAGACAAGGUCUCACUAAGUUGCCCAUGCUGGACUAGAACUUCAGUUCCUCUGCCUCAGUCUCAUGAGUUGCUAUGAUUAUAGGCAUGAGCUAUGAUGCCCAGAGGAGAAUGGAUUUCUUAGAGGUGAUGGACCCCUUGCCAUCCACAGUGAUGGGAACUGUUACAGUUAUCCAAAUGAGAGAAGGUAGGGGCUAUAGGGAAGAAAAAGUGGAGAAGGUCCAAAGUUGGUGGGAGUGUGCAGAAGGAGGGCCUCAGAAUCCCUCAAGGUCAAUGGCUGUGAAUACUCCACACUUCGCCAGCUUCUCUGUUGUGUUCCAGGAUGUUUUUGAAAAAUCUGGUUACUAAAGACAAGAGUGCUGAGACUGAAGAAAGAAGCAGACAAAUCUAUGGCCGAACCACCAUUAAUGUACCUGAUCUCCAAUCUAGGAAGUUUCCUCUUCUGACUUGGGAACAUGGAGACCCUUCCUUCUCCCACAUUAAAAUUAAGCCAGAGAAUGCACUUGAAGCCCUGAGCACCGGGUCCUUGAUUCCAGACUACAACUGCAGAGCUCCAUAGGUUUUGUCCCCUCCCCCGGCCACCCUCCUUCCCGCCUUGGGCUUGGGAGACAACCAGGAAAGCGGAAAGACCUGGGGAGAGGCGUGGCAGCUCUGCAGAGACCAGGCUGAGAGCACCUGCGGGAAUUCCCCUCAAGCCAAUCUUCCGGCUGCUGGAGCCCCCUGAAGGUCAGGUAGGCGGCGCGAUCCUUGCUGCUCUCGCUCUCGACACUCCGGUAUCACGCCAGGCGAGCCAGUAAUGGCCAGCCCUCGGCACCCGUUGUCUGUGCGCGCGGUGGCUCUGGUGCAGGUGCAGCGGCUCCAGGUACCCACCUUUCCUCCCCAGACGUUCGCCUUUUCCGUUCGCUGGUCUGAUGGCAGCAACACCUUUGUGCGCAGGAGCUGGGGCGAGUUCAGACAGCUCCAAAAGACCCUCAAGGACACCUUUCCAGUGGAGGCUGGCCUGCUGCGGAGAUCUGACCGCAUUCUUCCUAGGCUUCCUGACACACCACUGCUAAUGCGAGGGGGGCGCACGGGCCGCGGCCUAGCACGGCUGCGGCUGCUGGAUACCUAUGCACAGGCGCUAUUGGCCACUGCUGAGCGGGUAUCUAGGAGCCUGGCACUCACCAACUUCUUUGCACCGCAACCCCUGGACCUGGAGCCCGUGCUGCCUCCUGGAAGCCUGGUGAUCCUGCCUGCCCCAGAGGAGCCUUUAUCAGAACCCGCCAACAGUCUUGCCAUCCACAGCCUGGAGGCUCAGAGGCUUCGCUGCCUGCAGCCCUUUCGCACCCAGGAUACACAGGGCAGGCCUUUCCUUGCAGGGGCCCAGGAAAGCCUGGAUGUGCUGCUGCGACACCCCUCAGGUUGGUGGCUGGUGGAAAAUGAGGACCUACAGACAGCCUGGUUUCCAGCUCCCUACCUGGAGGAGGUGGCCCUAGGCCAGGACAAAGAGGCAGGCCUGAACCUGGGAACCAUCGGGACCCAGUUCUGUGCUUCCCGUGCCUAUGAAGGCAGCCGUGAUGAUGAGCUCUCAGUGCCUGUGGGGGCACGAGUUCGUGUGCUACAAACUUCAGACCGUGGCUGGUGGCUCUGCAGAUACAGUGGCAAGACCGGUCUGCUCCCAGCAGUGCUGCUGCAGCCUGAAGGGCUGGGUUCACUCUUGAGUGGGACAGGGAUACUUGGUGAGGACACAGCAGAGGAGGCCACUACUAUUCCCCCUGCUGUGCCCACCCGCCCACCAUUGAGUGCCAUCCAGAGCCGCUGCUGUACCAUUACCCGCAGGGCACUAGGGAGGGCUCCAGGACCACUGGGCCCUCCUUGAGUCUGUAUAUGACCCUGCCAGGAGACUUGCAAUGUACUCUAAUCACAAUCCUGGGCCAGAUGAUCCAGACCCAGACCCAAAGAGUGUCUGACAGUAGUUCCCCAGCACUGGAUAAGUAAGGGUGGAUGAGGGCGGGACUCCCAAUCUGGCAGGUCAAGAGGGUCCACUUUCCCAUUUCCUUUGAGUAAAAACUUCUGAAUGUCCUAA